Messenger RNA from Symbiodinium natans, 1086 nucleotides. NCBI's taxonomy places the organism in Eukaryota, Dinophyceae, Suessiales, Symbiodiniaceae. The record is from the annotation of a GenBank genome assembly.
AUGCCAAGAUCUAAGCCCAAGCUGACCCUGAAUUCCUCAGUUUCCUACGACCGGAGGCGUCUAAAAUCAGAGACAAAAGUUUUCCUGUACAACACAAUGGAAGGUCCUUUCGAGAAGCUGCCAAAAGGUGUUGCAAAGGGCUUGUGCAGUUCAAGCACUCUUGGACAUUCGAUUGCGAACCGAAGCCGUCAUGGGUGCAUCAUUGCGUUUGGGACUGCAGCAUUUACUUACAGUAGCCCCCAGCCUUCGAACUGGGCGGAGCAUGGCACAGGAAUGGAGCGAGUGCGCACCCUCGCCGAGGAUUUGCGUGAGGUCAACGAGCAUCGCAAGGGCCGGUCGGAUGGCGGCCGCGCGCGCAUCUUCCGAACUCAUUGCCUCUCCCGGCUUCGGGAGACGGCAGAAAGCUCUGUCGAUGAUUGCCGCGACUUCACUGUGGCGCUCCACCGAGCCGAACGCGGUUUGAUUGCCAUGGACAUCUCUGCAUGCGGGCUGACCCUGACACAGCAGAUAGAUCAGGCCCUGGAGCAAUUCUGCACUGACCUUCGCCGACUUGAGGCAGAGGUCCUCGAUCUGGACCGCCGUCGGAUGGAGCAGCUGCCUUUCCAGCGGAUCAUUGGGGCCAGAGUGUCUCCUCACAGAAAGCUGGUCACUGUACACAUCCAGACCUUUAGUGGGGCAGAGUUCCAGGUCAGCUGUGGCCUGGACGAAAACCUAGUUUGCUUGAAGGAACACAUCCAUGCAAGUGGUGGUCCGCGUGCGAGAGACCAGCAACUGGUGUGGUCGCGUGGUGAGCUUGCGUGGAUUCAGGACUUGGAAACGCGAAUGAGCGACUCAUUCUCCCUGUUCUACCUCGGUAUAACAGAUGGAGAUUCUGCGAUCUUGUAUUACGUGCGUUUCUGUCAUCAGUGCCGAGGUGCCUGCCGAUGUGUGGAAUGUCAUGGGCGUGGGGUCCGGUUUGGCUGCAGCGCAUGUGGCCAAGAACGCCCAGACUGCCUGCAGUGUGCAGGGCCGUGUCGUUGUCCCCACUGUCACGGGCGAGCAAGCCUGUGCAAUGGGAUAUGCAAGGUGUGCGGAGAAGGAGAAUGA